Molecule: messenger RNA, 2267 nt
Organism: Lethenteron reissneri (Far Eastern brook lamprey)
Lineage: Eukaryota; Metazoa; Chordata; Hyperoartia; Petromyzontiformes; Petromyzontidae
Gene: SMARCE1
Product: SWI/SNF related, matrix associated, actin dependent regulator of chromatin, subfamily e, member 1
Biological process (GO): negative regulation of DNA-templated transcription
Cellular component (GO): SWI/SNF complex
Molecular function (GO): nuclear receptor binding; nucleosomal DNA binding
Source: RefSeq, a predicted model, not a curated record
GUGACGUCAUCACGCACGGUGACGUCAGACCGUUCGCCCGUGAAUGAAUGAGCGGCCCCGGCAGCGGAGAACAAAGGGCGAAGCGAUUCGUGGAAAUUGAAAGAAGACGAAGAUUAGUGCCUUUCAUCGCAGAAAGGGGGAUUCCACAAUAUGUCCAGGCGCAUCCCGUAUGCUUCCUCUCCUGCCCCGGGUGUCUCGACGCUAUCGCAAGCUGCGAGCACACCAGGAUAUGUGGGCAUCAACAUUUACAGCCACUUGGCUUAUAACAACUACAAGCUGGGAGGAAAUGCAGGAAGCAAUGCAAGAUCCAUGGCCAGCGGUAUCAAUGUCCCAAAAGCCCCAAAGGCUCCAGACAAGCCCCUCAUGCCUUACAUGCGGUACAGCAGAAAGGUUUGGGAUCAGGUUAAAGCAGCCAACCCUGACCUGAAGCUCUGGGAGAUUGGGAAGAUCAUCGGCAGCAUGUGGCGGGACUUAAGUGAGGAGGACAAGCAGGAAUAUCUCAAUGACUACGAAGCGGAAAAGAUCGAGUAUAAUGACUUGAUGAAGGCGUACCACACCUCGCCAACAUACCUGGCCUACAUCAACGCGAAGACGCGUGCGGAAGCGGCACAGGAGGAGGAAAGUCGACAGAGGCAGCGUAUGGAGAAGGUGGACCCAUAUGUCAGCAUCCAGCCUGCCGAUGACCCAGAUGAUCACGAUGACGGAUCCUCCUUAAAGCACCUCGGGGCUUCGCGCUUCCAGCGGAACCACCGCCUCAUCAAUGAGAUCCUCAGCGAGGUCGUGGUCCCAGAUGUGCGCGUGGUGGUGACCACCGGACGGAUGCAGGUUCUCAAGCGCCAGGUGGACUCGCUCACCGUGCACCAGAGGAAAUUGGAAGCAGAGCUUCUUCAGAUCGAGGAACGCCACCUCGAGAAAAAGAGGAAAUUUCUGGAAAACACAGCAACAUUCAACAGCGAAAUGAAAAGGCUGUGUGGCAUGAAGGUGGAGGUGGAUCUGGAGCGGAUCCUGGCAGAGAUGGAGGCCCUGCGGCGGCAGCAGAGAGAGGAGGCUGCAGCUAAGGCCGCAGCGGCUGCAGCAGCGACAGCUAAGGCUGCAGCGGCUGCAGCGAGCGCGGCACUUGCUGCCGUGGAAAAAUCUGCAGCAAAGCCCGAUGAUGCGCCAGCGGUCAACGGAGAUACAACCGAAGCUGCCGCAGAAGAGGAGAUGGAGACCGACGUGGGAGAGGGAGAGAAACUGCCUGCCCAACAGAUGGAGAAGAGCCCCUCCUCCACAGGCUCUGCAACGGGGAAGGUGACUCCUCCCGAGUCCCCUAAUGAGGCCGUGGCCGAAGUGGCGGUGGAGAGCGUCAAGGAGCAGCAGACAAAGGCAACACCUUCACCGGAGGAGGAGAAGGAAGAGCAGAAGGAGGUGAGGGGAGGGAAAAAGAAAAGGGCCGAUAAAACAAAUUUAAAAAGGGUGGAAGGAAAGGAAACGAAAGGCGAAGCUGCCAACUCGGGGAGGAGGGGAGAGGCAACGGGAAGGGAGAUACAAAAUGGUAGCUCUAGCGGUGACGGAGACUCGGGAUAACCUUGAAUAUGAGCAACACAAUGCCACUGAAGAGAUAUCUUGUCUUUACCUGCAUAUGGCACCAUUGAACUCACUCAGAUGGCAGAACAUACGUUUGUUUAAAAAGAAUGAAACUUAUAAUUUCCAUUUGGUUAUUUUUGUUGUUGCCAAUUUGUUUGACCAGUGCAACAUUUUGCUCUGCUAUAUUGCAUUGGAAUGUGUCUGGUGUUUGUUGUGUGUUAACUUUCAUAAGCUGUUUCCAUUAUCACUGAAUAUUCUGCUUUAGGCAGUGCGAGUUGAUGGAAGUCUUUUCACCAGCGUAAUACCACGUCUAGUUGAAGAUGCAGAAAUCGAAGCGAAACACGUGGAGAGAUAUUGUUCUGGAACCCUGGGUUAUGUUGGGUGCAUCAAUGGACCAGCUGCAAAAUAGUUUAUUGUGGCUUUAGCUUAAUUAAUCAAUAAUAGAUGUUUUGUAUCUUGUAGAGUUUCAAUUGUAUAACUUUGUUUAGAUAUUUUAUAUUGUUCACGAGUACGAUUGUUUUUUUCAGGUUUAUAACUGCAAAUAGAUGAAGGUAUUCUAAAAGCAUUCAAGUUAGUUCUCAGGGGUUCUUCUCAGAAACAGGUUCAGGUAAUGUUGAUUAUUUAAAUCUAACGCCAACGUUAUUUUUUGCAAGAUGGUUUACUUUUAAUAUUUAAAAAAACUAUUAAAAUAUUGACCAAUA